Messenger RNA from Nelumbo nucifera (sacred lotus), 4099 nucleotides. NCBI's taxonomy places the organism in Eukaryota, Viridiplantae, Streptophyta, Magnoliopsida, Proteales, Nelumbonaceae. The record is from RefSeq and is a predicted model, not a curated record.
AGGUUUUCGAUAUUUGAUCCUUCAUUCAUUUAUUCUUCGCUAAACGUUGUGCCCUACUCAUGAAAUGUUAAUGUUUGAUUAUUUUCUUAAUCAAAUGGAAAGAUUUGUAGAUGCCUGUUUAAGAUUCUUUGCCAAGCCAGUGGGGAAGUAUUAAUUGUCAAAAAUAAAAAAGAAAAAGAAAUGAAUUGGGAAGAAUGACCAAGAAAUAAAAAAGAGGUUUUCAAAUUGUGUUCAUUUGAAUAUGCCUGUCUAAGAUACACAUUUUGUGUUACGUUCUCGACCAACAUGCCAAAGCAAACAUACCACCACUCUUCUGCAGCCAAUGUCCCGGUGGCUCUCACUCUGGCAGCAGGUAGCCCUUUUCCUCUAGUGGUCUUGCUCUGCUCCAGAAAGCCAUUCUACUAGGCAGCCUUUUCUGUGAUUUGAAUCUAUGACACGGGGUAGUCUUUGAUACCAAUUGUUUGGUGCUUGACCAAUAUGCCAUAGGCCUUAUGAGUGUUGGAACACAUCAAAUCAAGUCAUUUAAAUGCGUUUGGAUCUGCUGGCCACACUCAUCCAGCCGCACAUUGAGAAUAUCGGUGACCACAAAACAACUGAUGUUCCAUAUAUGCGACUGGGUUGAGCGUGGCCAGCAAUUUGUUGUGUUCAGUAGAUCCGGAUUCCAUUUAACCUUUAGGGCUGUAAUAUUUUACUAUGCAUUUAAGUUACACAAUCUGCCAAAAACUAAACUUGCAGUUCAAGUGAGGCAUCUGCCUCAAUGCAAAAAAUAAAGAUUGCUAGGCUAUGAUCUACAGAUGUGUAAGGGCAUCCUUAAUUGUUAGAAUGUUGUUCUUGUUAUUGCCAUUUGCCAUGAUGUAUAAACCUUGUACUUGUUGAUAGCAAUCAAAUAUAUAAUCUUGAAUCUUUUUCAAAUAUUCCAUCAUUUACUUGCAUAUAUUAGAGUUUUUAAUUACCAGACGACACCUUAUUGAAUUAUGACCUGUUGGAUUUUCUCUUUGAUAAUCUUUUACACUGUCAUUUGAUUUUGGUGGUUUUCUAUCUUUGAUUAUCUAAAAGAAACCUGUGGCUUUUUAGACUUGCUACUAUUGAAAGGUUAUUUAUGUUUCAAUGUUUAAUCUAUUUGCCCAUUUAGGAUUAGAUUAGAUGUUAAGGAGCUGAGGUUCCGGGGCAUUUGGAGUAAGUUGGGCAUCUCUUACAAGUCCUAUUCAAGAACAUAUGGUGACGACACUCAUUUACUAAAACUGUACCAGGAAUAAGGGUUCUGUUGAAUAAGAAACUAGCUAUUCUAAAAUUAAACAUGUAUAGGUGAUUGAAACUAUGCACCUCCUGUGCGUUCCUUGAUAAUGUGAUUGACCAAAAAGGUCCAAUUGGAAUUCAAAAAGGCUUAAAAAAUAAAAUAGAAUCAUGUUAGCAGACCUGGAUAUUUAUCUUGUGGUUGGUCUUAAUAUACAAGUCAAAUAUGACUGCUUUAUAUGUUGCAGAAAUGCAAUUGUGUUUUAUCUUUCAUGUUUUGUACCAACAGAAAAAGGAAAAGAUCUGUAAAAUAUGGUUUGAGACCCUCAUGUUAUUGUGAAAAUUAUCCAUAUAAAGAAAAGUAAGACCUAUUAUUGCAAGACCAAAGUCCUUGGAAGUUCAGACCUCUAGUGAGAUUGGCUCAAGCCCUAGGUGGGUCUUUGAAUAACUCGUUCAAUUGGGUGCCUAGGAGUGCUGAUGGGUUAGCAGAACCUCUUGUGAGAGCUAGGGUGGGGAGAGAUGUUUAGAAAGGGGCUGCCCAGGGCAAGGCUGUAACCUGUAAGGGCUGAAUGUUUUCUUUCAGUUUUUCUUUUCCUUUGAUGUACAGGGCCCCUAUGGGGUCAGCUGCUUUGUUCCCUUUUGCCCUUCUGCACUUUUUUGUGUAGUUUGGUAGUUUCAAUAAAAUUAAUUCUUGAUCAUAAUAAGUACUAUUAUUCUUGGGGUAACCGUACAUUUUAUUAAUUGCUUGUAGCAAGGCAAUACCAAAAGUAAGGUGAUACAAAAAUACAAACAAGCUCUGCUUUUGAAAAUAAUUGGACCAUAAUCUCUGGCUGGAUUUAGCAUUUAUGCAUCAACAUAGAUCUUUCCACUUUUGAAUGUAAUUGGACCUCAGACUGAUUUAUCCUUAAUAAGAACACUAGGACAGCUUAACUCAAAUUAGAAUACGUGAUAUUCAAGGAAUGUAGAAUGUUUUUGCAUGACUUGUACUUCCGCAUUACCUCAUGACCUGGUUUGCUGAAAUAAAAUCUGACUGAUUGAUCCUUAUUAAGAAUAGGCUGAGCUCAAACCAGAAUAUGUGAUAUUCAGAGAAUAUUUUCUCAUGACUUGUUCUUCUGCAUUAGCUCAUGACUGGGUUUUCUGAACUCAAAUCUGAUUGUGUGAUCUUUAUUAAGAAUAGGAUGAACUCAAAUUAGAAAAUAUGAUAUUUAGGGAGCUUAAAUUAGAAUAUUUGAAGCUUGCUCUAUGAAAUGUUUUCACAUGAUUUGUACAUCUGCAUUUUCUCAUAACUUAAACUGACAUACUAUUGUAAUCUGAAAAAGAUAAACCAUUUAAAGCCUUUCUUUCCUUCUAACUUUAAGUGAUUUAAAUUAGAUUUAUAAUUAGCUUGAUGUACUUCGAUCUAUUGCAACCAUCAAGCAUACGGUCAAUCUAUUGUAUUGGGUUUUAUAGUUUUUUAAGUUGAUUUUCUUUUAUCAUUUUAUUUAUAAUUCAUUUUAUGAUGUCUUAGAUUUGGUUAAAAUUUUUGUAAAUGAUAUUUGGAUUUGUUAGGUUGGCUUUAUUUUUGUUCUAAUUCAUAUUUGUCUGAUGUCUUGGAUGCACACGCACUUCACUUAUGUCAUAUUGAUGCUCAUUUUUUGCUAUUUUUUAUGUCUGAAUUUGUGUGCGGAGGGAGGGUGGACAGUACCAGCAAUUUGUUGAUGAAUGUGAAUUAUUGUUUUUCAGAAAAUUUGACAAAGGAUGUCAGGCACUCAAAAUUCCGUCUCAUUGUUAAAGCUAGACAAGGUUCCCAGGAAAAGGGUUGUUAAGGCGAAUUGGACAGAUGAUCACCACAGGUUUUUUGUUGAUGUUUGUGUUAAGGAGGUUAUGAAGCAAAACAGGCCAACUACGUAUCUAAACAAUGAAGGUUAUAUAAAUUUGAUGAAUGCUUUUAGGAAGAAAUUUGGAGUUGAAUGGGAUAGAAAGUGUUUCAAAAAUAAGUGGGAAAAUUUGAGAAAGGAUUGGACUACAUGGUGUCGGUUACUAAAAGAUUCUUCUGGCCAUGAGUGGGAUAAUGAAAAGAACACAAUUAUUGCAAGCAAUGAUUGGUGGGAGAGCCAUCUCCAGGUCAACCCCAAUGCUGCAAAGUUUCGUUUUGCUGGCCUGAAAUUUGCAAAAGAAUAUGAAAUCAUGUUUGGAGACACCUUAACUACAGGAGCUUGUGCACCAACAGGAGUCAUCCCAGAAGCUUUGGCUCAGCUAAGUCAGAAUCAGGAGUCCUCAGAACCUGAUCCAAACAGUCAAACUGAGCAGGACCAAACUGAGGAGUCAGCAGAACAUGUUCCAAAUAGUCAAAUGGAGGAGGAACAAACUGAAAAUCCUAUUGGAUUGGGAGAAGGAAACCAUGAGUUGGAGCCACCUACACAAUGUGGGGGUGCGAUUGGUGGAGCGAACUUAGGUGUAAAGCGCAGGAAAGUGUCAGCUUUGCAAAAGAUUUCUACAAACAUAGGACGUAUUAGUGAUGCAAUGGAAGCAGUGAAGAGGAGCUGCAUUGCACUAUCAUCAUACCCUACCAUUGCUGCAGAAAUUUCUGGUCGAAUUCCAACUAUAGUGGAAUGCAAAGCCCUGCUAGACCAGAUUCCUCAGGUGCCUAAGAACAGUGAUAUAUACUUGUUUGCGUUAGAUAAGUUUAUAAAUAGGGACAUAAGAGAUCUUUGGAUGACUAUGGAUGAUAGUGAAAUGCGCCUUGCAUGGCUGUCUAGACAGUAUCAUAGGGAGUCUGCUAAACAUCUUGUUCAGAUAAAUCACUUGAUUUAAUUUGCAUUAUAGCAGCACAAAGCAGAUGCUCUUGAUUUAACCAAUUUACAAUGACAUUUCACCAUUUCUUGUA